UCUAGACGUGAAAAAUAGAAAUUCCUUUAAAUUCACAAAAUUAUCAAGGGUUUCCUGUAAUUUCCUAAAAGUGAAAAUAUAGAAAAAAUAUUAAAGUCACCUGUGAGUGAAAAAAACAACUGAAAAAAAAGAAAAAAAAAAUUUUGAAAAAUUAUUUCAAAGGAAACUCCGUGCACGGAAAAAUAAUACGAAAAAUAAAACGCGAAGAAACUUCGGCAGUACACACAAAAAUCACCCGGCAUUCGAAGACAAGAAUUUGAAGCCAUUAAAGCUAUCAAUCCGACGACUACGACGACGACAGAGAUAAAUCGCACAUCCUUCGAGACAUAAAAAAUCAACAAACAAGCAAAAAAAAAAUGGAUUCAGCCAAGCAACGUGUCAAUAUCCACAUCGAGAAAGCACACAACUUCAUGCGGCAAUUCAGAGAUCCGGAAUCGCGUGAAUUGAAGAAGUUGUCGGCGAAUCAAUUCAUGGAUGUAUGGAGUCAUUAUGAUGUUGAUUGCAAUGGAUACAUCGAAGGUACGGAACUCGAUGGGUUCCUUCGCGAAUUCGUUUCGAGUGCAAAUGCCACAGAUGUCGAUCCCGAAGCUGUAACGGAUGCCAUGUUGGCUGAAUUGAAGUCUUGCUUCAUGGAGGCUUAUGACGACAACCAAGACGGCAAAAUUGACAUCAGAGAGUUGGCGCAACUUCUGCCUAUGGAGGAAAACUUUCUACUAUUGUUUAGAUUCGAUAAUCCGUUGGAAUCGAGUGUGGAAUUUAUGAAAAUUUGGCGCGAAUAUGACUCCGAUAACAGCGGAUACAUCGAAGCUGAUGAGUUGAAGAACUUUUUGCGCGAUUUGUUGAAGGAGGCGAAAAAAAUCAACGAUGUUUCCGAAGAUAAAUUGAUUGAGUACACAGACACGAUGCUUCAGGUAUUCGACGCCAAUAAAGAUGGACGUUUGCAAUUAUCUGAAAUGGCAAAACUACUUCCAGUCAAGGAAAACUUUUUGUGUCGUCAAGUUUUCAAGGAAGGUAUUGAAGGUGCUGCAAAACUAACAAAGGAGGAUAUUGAAAAGGUGUUUGCUUUGUAUGAUCGGGAUAAUAAUGGCAGCAUAGAAAAUGAAGAGUUACGUGGUUUCCUAAAAGAUUUGUUGGAAUUAGUGAAAAAGGACUACGAUGCCCAAGAUUUAACCGACAUCGAAGACACAAUUAUGCGUGGCGUAGGUUACGACAAAGACGGCAAAGUUUCCCGAAAGGAACUCACAAUGAUCCUGCUCACCUUGUCGAAAGUCAAUGUCGAAGAAGAGUAAAUUUCUCGAUGAAUUUCCCACAAAUAUUUGGAAUCCUUUCACUUUUCAUGCUUCAUUAGAGACUCUAAUAAUUAGAGAAAGAGAACAAAAAAAAUAAAAUAAAAAAACGUAAUCUACAAAAAAAACAUAUUAAUAAAUUUUAAGAAUUUGAGCUCAAAAUAUCAUGAAAAAAUUAUCAAAAUUCGAAUAUCAGAACCUUCCUAAAAAAUUUAAAUAAAAAAAAUUUUCAUUAAAUUUUUACUUUAAAAAAAAUCAUAGAGCACAAAAAACU
Messenger RNA from Culicoides brevitarsis, 1560 nucleotides. It is a transcript of the gene Cbp53E, whose product is annotated as calbindin-32. Gene Ontology annotation, biological process: regulation of long-term synaptic potentiation; regulation of presynaptic cytosolic calcium ion concentration. Gene Ontology annotation, cellular component: terminal bouton; cytosol; dendrite. Gene Ontology annotation, molecular function: calcium ion binding. The record is from RefSeq and is a predicted model, not a curated record. The coding region runs from base 357 to 1289 and encodes 310 amino acids. The transcript is spliced from 12 exons. NCBI's taxonomy places the organism in Eukaryota, Metazoa, Arthropoda, Insecta, Diptera, Ceratopogonidae.